CUGGAGUGAAACCCUAUGUGUGCAAGCAGUGUGGGAAAGCCUUCUCUCAUCAGAGUUCCCUCAAAUACCAUGAAAGGGUUCACCGUGGAGAGAAACCCUAUGUAUGUAACCACUGUGGGAAAGCUUUUGUUUGUUCUGGUGCCUUUCGAUUACAUGAAAGGAUUCACACUGGAGAGAAGCCUUACAUGUGUAUAAAAUGUGAAAAAGUUUUCCUUUCUUACAGUGCCCUUCAACAACAUAAGAAAGUUCAUCCUGGGGAAAAACCAUAUGUAUGUAAGCAAUGUGGGAAAGCCUUUCUUUGGGAAAAUAAUCUUCAAAGACAUACAAAACUUCCCUCUGGAGAGAAAUUAUAUGAAUGUAAACAAUGUGGUAAAGCAUUUCGGUGGGAAAAUAGUCUUCAAAGACAUACAAAGCUUCACUCUGGAGAGAAAUUAUAUGAGUGUAAACAGUGCGAUAAAGCCUUCCGUUGGAAAUGUGACAUUCAAAGACAUGAAAAAGUUCACAUGGGAGAGAAAUUACCUGAGUAUGAACAAUGUGGGAAAUCCUUUCUUUGGGAAAGUGAUUUUCAUAGACAUAAAAGAAUUCAUAGUGAAGAAAAACCAUAUGCAUGUAAGCAAUGUGGGAAAUCCUUCCUUUGGGAAAGUGCUUUUCAUAGACAUAAAAGAGUUCACAGUGAAGAGAAACCAUAUGAGUGUAAGCAGUGUGGGAAAUCCUUCCUUUGGGAACGUGGUUUUGAUAGACAUAAAAGAGUUCACACUGAAGAGAGACCAUAUGAGUGUAAGCAAUGUGGGAAAACCUUCCGUUGGGAAAAUAAUUUUCGAAGACAUAAAAAAGUUCACAGUGGAGAGAAACCAUGUGAAUGCAAGCAGUGUGGGAAAGCCUUUCUUUGGGAAAGUAGUUUUCGACAACAUAAACAAGUUCACAGUGGAGAAAAACCAUACAAGUGUAAGGAAUGUGGGAAAAACCUUCCUUUGGGAAAGCAGUUUUCAAAGACAUAAAAAAGUGCACAGUGGAAAGAAACCGUACGAAGUAAGCAGUGGGGGAAAGCUUUCUCUUGUCCUAGUCACUUAAAAAAACUUUUAAAAAUUCACAGUGGAGACUAAGCCUAGCAAUUUGUAAAAUCAGUAGAUUGCCCAUUUCUCUAAUAUGUGUUAAUACUCACUGGAAAGAAACAAUUUGUAUGUUUGCCAUGUGCAUAAGUCUGCAAUUGUCACUUUGGUUUCACAGACAUAAGAGAGAGCUCAUAGUUGAGAGUAACCUUAAAUAUAGAAUGAGAAGGCUUCGGGGCUGGGGAUUUAGCUCAGCGGCAAAAAGCGCCUGCCUGGCAAGUACAAGGUCAUGAGUUCGUUUCCCGGUACCGGAGAAAAACCAAAAAAAAAAAAAAAAAGGCGGCUUCAUUUUCAGAAGACUUUCCUUGCAUUCAUUUGGCUGCACAGGAGAGGACAUUUAUUAGUGUAAAGCAUGUGGAAAUGCCUUUAGUUGUCUUAUUUGAGUCAUAGUUGUAACAUGGUAUGGAGAAUAACCUUGUCUAGAAGAAAUGUGCCCAAGUCUUUACUUGGCACAUACGUGAAUGCACAUUGGGUCAAAACCUUGUGAUUGGGAAAGAAACAAAGUGGUCAGUUGUAAAAAAUUGUGUUAAAGUCAUAUGAAAAUUCCUGAUGCAGUAGAGUCCUGUUAAAGUAAUAUAAAGAGGUCUGGGGAUUUAGCUCAGUGGCACAGCGCCUGCCUGGCAAGCACAAGGUCAUGAGUUUAAUUCCCGGUACCAGAUUUAAAAAAAAAAAAAGUAAUAUAAAGAAUUUUAUGCUAAGUAAUUAAUGUGGCAUACUUUAGAAAACACAUAGUGAAUCACAUUUGCUGAAAAUCUUAUGUAUAUAUAAAAUUGGGUCCCAUUUUUCAUAUCGAUCUAAUGUGUAUUUGUUUCAAAUUUGUGUGCUUCUAGAUAGUCAUUAAACUGAGCAAUGUGAUGCCUGCUGUAAUCCUGCUGCUAGGGAAGUAGAGAUGGGAGACCAGUUGAGCCCACUAGUUGGAUACAGAAUUGUUAAAAUAACAAAAUAAACUAAGUACAUUACAGUGAAAGUAUUCUUUAAGUUAUGUUGAAAAAAAAAAAAGCAAAUUAUUUUAGUAAAUUUUUUAAAAUCAAAUCUCUAAUAAGCUUUGUCUUGACCUGACAUUUUGAACUGUUUUGCUUUCAUGGGUGAAUUAAAACAUUUUAAGUAUAUAAUAUAUCCUUGAGAUUAACAAAUGUUUUCUUUUUCCUUCACUAUAGCUCUAAAUAUACCAUUCUUAACAUAGAUUCACUCCAUAUAUCUCUGCUGAGUCUCUUUUCUUUGAUGUUGAGUAUGCAGUGUUUUCCCAUUGUAUAAGUUGUACUCUACAUGCAUAAAUUUUUAAAAUUUACGUGGGGGUUGUAAUUUGUCCUUUGCUCAUUAUACACAAGGUACAUUAUGCUGAUUUGGAUACCUUCUCACCAGAGGCCAUCUGGACUAUAUCUUUUGUUAUAUGACAUGUAAUGAAUUAUAAUAAGUGUGAGCACAGAGCAUAUCUGACUGUGGUUCAGCAUGAAGAGCAUUGAUCAUAGAAUUUUUUAUAGGCUUGGUGUUUGUUUUAGGGUGUUAAUUGCUAUGCAUUGUAAUACAGCUUCUCCCUCUGUUGAAUGUACUGAGCAGUGAAUACAGUUCUCUCUUUGGUAAGCAUUAUAGUUCUAAUCUGGAAGUUUCCAUUUAAUACACUAUCCUAGUAAACAUGAAAUGUUUGUGUAGCUUACAUUAAAUGUUCUCAAGUCACUAGCAUAAAUCAUAUACUAUGAUGUGUAUUUUAUUGUAAAGUGUUGAUUAUGUCAUAUAACAUCACACGUAAUUAACUAUAGGGUUUCAGUUUUUAUACUUGUAUACAUAUGCCCAUAUGAACAUCUGGCUGCUGCUCAGUAUAAUCAGGAAGUAUAAUGCUGCAUAUUGUCACAUGGCGUGAGAUCCAACCUUAAAAACUGGAGGCAUUAUCUUAUGUGUACAUUCACUUUUUUACCAUCUUAACAUAAAAAAAAUCCUAAUUCUCAAACUCUAACUCUAUGAUCUUCCUCAUAUCAGUUAAAAAAUAAAAAUGUAAUUGCCCUUUAGCAUGCUUUGGAAAAUACACUUUUCACAUUUAUUAUGACAAAUCUUACCUGUGCCAGUGUUGUAAACUACAGCUGUACAGAAUUAAACACGGGUAAUCCAAGCAGUUUGUGAUGAAUAUAGAGGGAUGAGAAAACAAAUUCUUGAAAUGCUAGUGUCUGUGGUUUUGUGAGAAACUCCAUAUAGUUGAAGAAAUGGUAAAAUAUAUGUUUAAAAGAUGCAAAUAAGAGCUGUAAUGGAAAAUACACAAUAACUUGUGAUGGAGUAUUGGGAUGUAUUGUAAAUUUGUAUGGAAAGCCAGUGUGUAAGAUUGUCACAUUGAUCAUUUCUGUUUCCACAUGCAAUGACUCCUUAACUUUGUUUCACCAGUUGCUCAGGUGUGAAUAUUCACAGAGAAGACUGUCCU
This is a messenger RNA of Chinchilla lanigera (long-tailed chinchilla), 3516 nucleotides long. Its product is annotated as zinc finger protein 331-like. Gene Ontology annotation, molecular function: DNA-binding transcription repressor activity, RNA polymerase II-specific. The coding region runs from base 186 to 998 and encodes 270 amino acids. The transcript has a single exon. The record is from RefSeq and is a predicted model, not a curated record. Lineage: Eukaryota; Metazoa; Chordata; Mammalia; Rodentia; Chinchillidae. Gene Ontology annotation, biological process: negative regulation of transcription by RNA polymerase II.